GCUCACUUGUCCCCCCCGCACCUCCUUCCGUCCGCCACUGUACUCACGACCUUUCACGUCGGUCACCGCACCCAGGUGUCCCCCUUACGAGCGUAUUUGCGGUCUGCAUUCUGCCUGUGCUUGGUCUUUUAACCGCGUCCCCUCGAACGUUCUCGCACUUGGGUCUGUGCAUUCCUGUUCUGUCUUCCUGUUGAACCAGCAUAUCAUUCCGCCGCGCGCAUAGCACAAGACUAGGCUUUGAACACUACACGCGCACAAUGGGCAACUCACUCGAGGACUGGAAGCGCACACCCACCACCACCGCGGUCCUCUUCGGCAUCGACCUUCCGUACCGGCCGCCCAAGAACGCCGUCGGGGCGUUCCUCUGGCGGCAACGUCUGUGGAUCGAGACGACCUGUGGCCUCUCCCUCCUCGAGCCCUGGGAAAAGAUCCUGACCCUCGCGAUCCUGUACCUGACGCUCACCGUGGUGUUCACCGGGCUGUACACGUUCCUGCCGCAGGAGCUACCGCUGCUCUACCGGCGCACGCUGUACUACUUCCUCGGGAACGAGGAGAGCGAGGCCGCGGCGCUGUCCGUGCGGCGGCUCGUCGGAGGCUGGGUGGCCCGCAACGCGUCGGUCGGGGAGCUGUGAGCGCCGUGUCGUCGUCGCUCCGCCAUUGGAGGAUGAGUCGAUGGGUCGUGUACGAAUAGACGCCGGACAGGAGGCUGGUUAUCUGUUGUCGGUCACUGCUAGCGCUAUGGGUUUUUCACUGUAUAUCACCAUCUAUAAUAUUGGCUCUGUUCCAACGUCCGAAACGCGUUGCGUCUCCUGCGAUAUGUCCCUUGUAGGGCCAUUGUGUGUUCAAUAUUUGACAUCUUCGUUGUGUUCGCCAGGCAGGUGGCAGCGACCAGGGGAGGCCUAGGACGCAGGUAGCCACAAUCAAGGUAGGCGGAUGACAGAACCGUGUGGUGAAGGGCUCGAGGUGAUGAGAUCGCGUCGUUUCGGCGCCCUUGUGAGCUAUUAUAUGCGUCGCUUCUGUUUCGCACACCUUGGGGGCAGUCCCGGCGGUGGUGAGGCUGUGGAACGUAGACAAGGGCAGUACUUGUCGGUGGCUCUGGAGCUUCAGGUUAUAUCUCGGUCUUGGGCCGACGGACGGGUGCGUUUAUACGCUGUCGGCGCCAGCCACCUGGGCUCAUCUUCUGGCGUCAUUGGCUUGGCAACUCCGCUUCGCUCGUCCUUUCGCUUCUGGCUUCAAUCCGUCUUCGUGCCCCAAAUCUUGUGGUGCCCCUUGCGCUACGGGAAGUGGUAGGGACCUAUUUGUUCGUCGUACAUGGGAUCCGGAAGCACGCCCUGUGCACACGGCACGUCAAACGGUCAGCACGGUGGUGAAUUCAUUACCGGUACUGGCUCGACGAUCCCGACUGUAUGCUGCCAAUGUUGGAACCUGAGACGAGGGUCUAUGUACCCUCCGUGACAGUCCCGCAGCUGAAGACGUCGGACCGCCUAGGAGGGACUGAUCAACAUCUCACGGUUUUGAACGGACAUGCACCGAUGACCGCUCCGACGCAGCACCCCCGUCUGCCAUUACUCUGUAUCUGAGCACGUUCGUCUCGACACAGCGACACAGAUGAGCUGGAGAGAGCGAGAGGAUGCGCCUCAAGCUUUGCAUCCUAGGAUUCCAUGUCCACGGAGCUGACAAGUUUGUAAUUGGUCGACCAGCUCAAACCAUUUGUCUGAUGAGGUACAGCGUGCAGUUGGGGAAGUAUCAGUAUGAUAUGUAUACAUAUACGUCUGUACAUCGCGCUCUUGCC
Dichomitus squalens LYAD-421 SS1 is the source of this 1792-nucleotide messenger RNA. RefSeq lists its product as uncharacterized. The record is from RefSeq and is a predicted model, not a curated record. The transcript has 3 exons. NCBI's taxonomy places the organism in Eukaryota, Fungi, Basidiomycota, Agaricomycetes, Polyporales, Polyporaceae. Bases 258 to 632 code for a protein of 124 amino acids.